Molecule: messenger RNA, 7714 nt
Organism: Schistocerca piceifrons (Central American locust)
Lineage: Eukaryota; Metazoa; Arthropoda; Insecta; Orthoptera; Acrididae
Product: NPC intracellular cholesterol transporter 1-like
Exons: 1
Coding region: 231-4178 (1315 amino acids)
Cellular component (GO): membrane
Molecular function (GO): lipid carrier activity
Source: RefSeq, a predicted model, not a curated record
AGUCUCAGUGAUGAGUUAGGCGCUGAGGCGUUGUGUGGAAGGAGAACAGCAACAGAAACAAGUAAAUGUCAAACAUAUGUUCAGUGCUCCAGUCAGCUGAUUCAUCUGAAGAUUCUUUGACGUGACAGCACAGUGAUAGACUCAAAUGCGGUAGCGUUUGUGAAAGUGACGUUGUAGUGAUCGUAGCGUGAUUUUAUAACUUUUUGAUAGCGAGGCGCAAAAAGUGAACCAUGAAUUUUGUCAGUUGCGGCGUAGUGUUUUUGUAUAUCUGGACUUCGACUUUUGUAUUUUCAAGUAAUCACUGCGUGUGGUACGACCAGUGCCAUGUCACCGAAUUCGCACAGAAUUGUCCUUACAAUGGAACAGCCAAACCACUGAACGAAACAGGCACAAAAUUGCUCCAAAAGUGGUGCCCUUCUUUUCUGCACAGGUUAAAUUCCACAUCGUAUGCGACGUGCUGUAGUGUCAGUCAGUUGGAGAAUUUAGAUGCUAGUAUCCAAAUAGCUAGCAAUCUCUUGAAGCGAUGUCCUUCCUGCAUGAUGAACUUUGCAACUAUUCUCUGUGAGUUUACUUGUGCCCCGAAUCAAAAUGAAUUUGUGAAGAUACUGCAGACAGAAAAAGAUGGGAACGUGACUUACAUCACUGCCAUAGAAGUAUUUGUAACGAACACGUACUUAAAUGGAAUUUUUAAUUCCUGUUCUCAUGUGUCAGUUCCUUCGACUGGUGAGCGCGCGCUUGAUAUCAUGUGUGGUGAAUAUGGUGCAUCACGUUGUGACGCCCAGAAAUGGUUCCAGUACAUGGGGGACCCAACUUUGAAUCCAGUGGCUCCGUUCCUCAUUAAGUAUUCCACCAGCAACGAGUCUGGGUUUAUUCCUUUGGAUCCUGGAUUCACACGAUGUAAUGAAAGUUUUGAUGUGAAUACUACUGCUUGCAGUUGUAUUGAUUGCACAGACAGUUGUCCUGCACCACCUCCCAUACCACCUCCUGUACAACCUUUCACUAUUUGUGGUCUCGAUGGUGGUGUUUUUAUAAUGAUCCUGUUGUUUUCUCUUGGAACACUAACAUUUUUGUCUGUUGUGUCUUGCAAGCACUGCUGCUGCACAGAUCAAUCCACUGGUCACGAAAAUGAGGUACCAAAUGAACGCACUCCCCUUAUGCAAAGCAAAAAUCGUUCCACACAGUCGAGUAGCACACAGAUAGCAAGCAGAGUUGGAGGUAAAGUGUAUGGAUUACUUGAACGUUUCUUUAUGAAGUGGGGUGUCAUUUGUGCAUCGUACCCGUGGAUGAUUAUAUUUCUCAGUGUGUCAUUUGUGAUUGUUUUAGCAAGUGGUAUACAUUUCACGAAACUUACAACAGACCCAAUUAAAUUGUGGGUAUCGCCCAGAAGUAGUGCAAGAGUAGAAAAGAACUAUUUUGAUGUCACCUUUGAACCGUUUUAUCGUAUGGAACAGAUAAUCCUUACAACAGUAGGACUUGACAAAAUAAUUCAUCAAACAUCUAAUGGCCCUGUGGAAUUUGGUCCAGUGUUUAACAGAACAUUCCUGUUAGAGGUGUAUAAACUUCAGAGACAGAUAGAAUUGCUGGGUCAAUCUGAUGGUGUCGGUCUUGAAAAAAUUUGUUUUGCCCCUCUCACAUCUCCUUUUACAGGUCCUGCACAGGUUUCAGACUGUGCAGUACAAAGUAUAUGGGGCUAUUACCAAGAUGACUUAGAUACUUUUAAUUCUACAAGUGAGGAAUCUAAUUAUACUGUAAACUAUUUAGAUCACUUUAAAGCUUGUAGUCAAAAUCCUUAUAAUAUCAAUUGUUUAGCUCGUUUUAGGGGAGCAGUAGAUCCUGCACUUGCUGUUGGUGGGUUUCUUAGUGAUGAAAAUAGUUUGUCAGAGAAUCCAAAUUAUGAGAAUGCCACAGCUCUCAUACUUACGUUCGUUGUCAGAAACUAUGAAAAUGAAACAGUGCUGCAACCAGCACUGAAGUGGGAGAAACUUUUUAUUGAGUUUAUGAGAAACUGGACGCAAACAAAACCUCCCUUUAUGAAUGUAGCUUUCAAUGCAGAACGAUCAAUUCAGGAUGAAUUGGAGCGCAGCUCAACAGCAGAUGUAAAGACAGUUUUCAUUAGUUAUCUGGCAAUGUUUUUGUAUGUUGCUAUUUCUUUAGGUAAAGUAACAGGAUCCAAAAUGGCAAAUAACCCUGAAAAUGUGCUUGAAGACAGUACCCAAGCCGGAGGAAGGAAUAGAGAGGAUUCAAAUUUGUGUAGUAAGAUAAUGAAAGAUUUUGCGUUGUUGUUGAUUAAUGCAAAAAUUUCACUUGGCCUGGGUGGUGUCCUUAUUGUUCUUGCAUCAGUAGCAGCGUCUGUAGGAUUUUUUGGAUACAUACGUGUCCCAGUUACUAUGAUUAUUAUUGAAGUUAUGCCUUUUCUUAUUUUGGCUGUAGGUGUAGAUAAUGUGUUUAUUAUUGUGCAGUCAUACCAGAGAAGCAAACGUUUUGAGAAUGAGAGUCAAGCAGAGCACAUUGGACGCAUUAUGUCACAUGUAGGACCAUCCAUUUUACUUUCAACUUUAGCUGAAUGCUUGUGCUUUUUUCUUGGAACAACAUCAGGCAUGCCAGCAGUUCGUGAAUUUGCGAUGUAUUCAGGUUUUGCUCUUCUUGUUGAUUUUGUCCUUCAGGUUUCUUGCUUUGUCAGUUUACUGGCAUUGGAUUCUCGCAGACAAGAAGACAACCGUUUUGAUAUCUGUUGUUGUGUGCAGAGCUCACAGUCAGACUCCAUUUCGUCUGAUGGUGUUCUGUAUGAAUUUUUUAGAACAAAAUAUGUUCCAUUCUUAAUGAAUUCAGCUGUACGGGCUUUUGUGUUUGUUGCUUUCUUUGGAUUUCUGUGUUUCAAUAUUGCUUUUAUUCCCAAUUUGGAAGUGGGUCUGGAUCAAGAAUUGUCUAUGCCAAGGGAUUCAUAUGUAUCAAAAUAUUUUGAGUUUAUGAAAAAUUAUUUGUCCAUUGGACCUCCUGUGUAUUUUGUUGUCCAUGGGGACAUUGAUUACUCACAAGAUUUUGUACAAAAUUCCCUCUGUGGCAGUCAGUAUUGUUACCAUAACUCGCUUACAACUAAGAUAUUUAGUGCUUCAAGGCAGCCAAAUAUCACAUACAUAGCUCGACCAGCAACUUCGUGGAUAGAUGAUUAUUUUGAUUGGUGUAGUAUUGAUAACUGUUGUAAAUAUUUUCCCAAUAAUGGCUCCUUCUGUCCAAAUGACUAUCCUAAAUGCAGAUAUUGUGAUAUCAAGCUAGAUAACCAUUAUCGUCCUGAAGCAGGAGAUUUUAAAAAGUAUUUACCUUAUUUCCUGGAAGACAAUCCCACAACAACAUGUGCGAAAGCUGGUCAUGGCUCAUAUUCUAGUGCUGUUAACUAUAAGUUUGAUAAUGGCACUUUGUCAGAGUUUAGAGCCAGUUAUUUUAUGAGUUAUCAUACAGUUCUGAAAAGUUCGAGAGAUUAUUAUGAGGCUUUUGGGGCUGCAGUUUCUCUGUCAGCAAAUAUAUCAAAUGCAAUAAAUGAGGUGUUAAGAAACAACAGCGUUGAUUCAGAAGUAAUUGUCUUUCCAUACAGUGUCUUUUAUGUUUUCUAUGAACAGUACCUAACGAUGUGGCAUGAUACACUUAAAAUCUUAGGUGUUUCUGUUGCAGGUAUUUUCAUUGUGACAUUUGUUUUAAUGAGCUUUGAUAUAGCAUCAGCUCUAAUAUUGAUGUUAACAAUAAUUGCAAUUGUUGUUGACAUUGCUGGAAUAAUGUACUGGUGGCACAUCUCACUGAAUGCAGUUUCACUUAUUAACUUGGUGUUGUCCCUUGGAAUAUCAGUUGAAUUUUGCUCACAUCUCCUACAUUUUUAUAUCCAUUCAGAUGAGAGAAAUAGAGUGUUGAGAGUCUCAGAUUCACUGACUAAUAUUGGGAGCUCAGUAUUUUCUGGAAUUACACUAACGAAAUUUGUUGGCAUAACAGUUUUAGCAUUUGCAAACUCUCAGAUAUUUCAGGUUUUUUACUUCAGAAUGUAUCUUCUCAUUAUUCUUUUUGGAGCUGGACAUGGUUUAAUUUUCUUACCUGUUUUACUAAGUUAUAUUGGUCCCUUGAGAACUAAAAGUGUACCCAGGAAUGUGCGGAUAAAUUCAGAAAUUGUAGGAGACAGCAGAGACAGCAGCUAGUUCACUGACAUUUUAUGAUGUUUGGUUGUGGUUGAUAUAUAUUGCCAUGAAUUUAUCCAGUGUACUAGAAGAGUUAGAAAUAUUCAUAAAUACUCUCUUACUAUACUCAUUGUUGUAGACUUACCAUGAAGAACCACGGAAGAGUUAGUCCAGGUAGAUUACUAAAUGUACAUCGAAGGAAGGAAUGUGAAAAGAAUUUUUUUUGUUAUGGCUACACUGAGCUUUGAUUCAGGAAUCACAGUAUUUUAUAGCUCCAACUGUAUGUGAUUAGUGUAUGUUUGUGUCACUGUUCCUAAAUAUUUUAAAACACAAGCAACUGUAGUCCAGUUAUUAUACAGCACCCAAGUAUUUUUCAAAGUUUUCGGUACUGUAUGCAGGCAUAUGUGUAUGAUUUUACAAUGAUAGUCAUGAAAGUUCUGUUAAAAUACAGACAGUAAAAUGGAAACAUCACUUUAAGAUAAAAAUAACUAUGCCAGCUUGUCAUUGGGUACUAGAAAUUCUUGAGCAUACUGCUUGUGGAGCUACAGAAUGUCACUCAUUUAUUUUCAUCUCAAGAGUGAUGAACAUAUAUUUGUGUAUUCAUUUUUAUUGCAAGUAAAAUGUUAUGUUUUUAAGGUUUGAGAUCAAUUGCAGAAAUUCACGACUAUACAGUCAUGUUUGGUGCGUUAAACGUGUUAUGAAGUGCAGUCAGCAUAUGAAAUUCAUAUUAGGUGUCAUUCAGUUUUCCAUCUCCAGCCCAUAUUGCAUUGUCAGUUUAUCUUGGAGAACAUGAACAAAAAAUGUUUCUAGAGAACAUCAACAAAACAGGUUUCAGCAGUUUAUUCACUUGUAUAUUAUGCAAAAACUUGUAUUCUUUACAAUAUCUUUCUACUUUGCUUUCUUGGACAUUGGUAGAUGAUUUGCUCCAUGUAAUUUUUUUAAUAAAGGUAAAUGUGUUUCUGUGUAUCAUUUACAAUGACAUGAGAACAAACAACAGUGAAAUUUCAUAAUGUAACAUGAAUUAAAUAGCAGCUAGAGACUGGUAUGGUUUCAGUUAUGUAUUUGUUCCAUUUUUCAAGCCUUAUGUGCCCAAACAGUAUCAUAGUAACAGGGGUAGAAUGAGAAAACACAGCUUUUUCCCUUAGAACCUGUACUUUAGUACCAUAUUAUUUUCUACUGUGAUAUCAGCGAUAUUGUUCUGUACCUUUUUUGUUUAACAUACCAGCACCAUAUACACACACCAAUUAGCUUAUGUGAGCAAACCCAUAUUACAUCUAAGGACUAUUAUGUCAGACUCACUGCAACUGUUGUGGAAAAGUUUACUUACAACAUAGCAACUAUUUUUGUAUUGUUUUAAUGAGAGAUACUCAUGUUGUUGUAAUUUUUUAUGUUAAUUUUUGCAUGUUCUUUAUAUUAUAAGUCUCUGUUGUAAUAUUCAGUGUGUAACUUAAUAUUUACAGGCAGCUGCUUAUGCUUGUCAUAGCUAGUGGUAUUGCAUUACAAUUUUCUUUAACUAUUUUCCACAAUAUCACCUACAGUGAUAAAAUACUAAGAAUGAUAUCAUGGAAAUAUUUAACCUGAAGUCCUUAGUUUCUUUAAUGUAGUAAUGGAGGUGCCCUUUUUUCAUUUGGUGAAAAAUAUAAAAUGUGCACGGAUAUAAAUGGCGGAAGAGUGAAUUCUCAUAAGAUAAACAUGUUAAUAAGAAUAUGGCCCAAAGUUUCAUUUUUCAUGUGUCUUUGCAAUGAUUUUAAAAGCUACUUGACAAAACUUGCAUUCUAUAAAUCGUUUGCUGAGAGUACACUUCAUAAAAUAUGUGAAUACAUUUUUUGAUUCACAUGUGUAGUAAUGCAUUUGACAGUUCAGUGAGAAUUAAUGGUUAAGAGAUGAGUGGUGGAGAUAGGAAUAUUGAAAAGCUUCUUAUUUACCUCCUCACCACCGAAAGUGCUGUCAAUGAUUAUACAGGCUGGGCACUCAAUUGGGAUAGAAUUUUCAUUCCAUGUGAAUGGGAUCGUGAUUCUUAAAGAGGCAAGUUGUUAUAUCCAAACUGAACUUUUCACUCUGCAGCAGAUUGCACACUGAUAUGAAACUUCCUGAUUAAAACUGUGUGCAGGACUGAGACUCGAGUGUGGGACCUUUGCCUUCUGUGGGCAAGUAUUUUACCAACUGAGCUACCCAACCACCUGAGCUUGAGCCUGGGUAGCUCAGUUGCUAGAGCACAUGCCUGAAAAAGACAAAGGUCACGAGUUUGAAACUUUUAUUUUGUCUUCCACAUUCAUAGCAACAUAUAUGAUCUUCCUACAGUAUAACAGUUAGUAAAUUCAUUAAACCUAAUAGUAAAAAGUAAUGAUCAAGCAAACUAAUUAAACGAAACUGGCAUUAGUUCUUUUAUUUGUUGCUCUGAGGUAAACUAUGUCAUUAGGUAGUUUUUUGCCAUGUAAAAGUUGUUCUUCACGCACUAGCUAAUUGAUUGGCACCAGAAUUUCAAACCAUGGCUUCAGUUUCUUUUUCCUUUCAUUUCUGUUCCAUUGGCUCCAUGUUUUCAAUUACUUUGUGAAUCUCUUAUUUGUGAUUGUUUGUUGUUCUAAUUGUCUUAGAUAUUGUGUACAAAAAUUAUGGUUUGUGCCAAAUAUAUUGAGGUUGGAAUAAAGCAACCUGCGUAUACUGCUUAGGAUGUAAUGAGUGUACAAAGAUAAAUUAUAAAUCUCACAGAUAAUGGUAUGCGAGUUAGAUAUGUAUUAGAUAUAAACACUGGUUGUGUUCCAGAAGACUGGAUUGUCUUGUUUGAUGUACAGCCACAAUCAUGAGAUGUUGUACUGAAUUUGUCUUACCUAACCACAAAUCUUCUCUUUGUGAAUGAAGAGGCAGCAAAUAUAGGAGUUAAGUUGUGAAACACUGAUCAUAAUCCUUUUUCCAUAUAGCUGAAUGGCAGGGUCAGCCCUGCGGCAAAAGUAAAAUAGUAUUAAGAGCAGUUACUUCUUGUUUCGUGUGCCGUUGAUUUUACUUAGUAUGUUACCUAUGUUCUAACAACGAUUAUAAAAAAAUGGAGUAAUGUAUGUAUCAGUUGCGUAAAUAUAUUGUGUUUAGUUGUAGUUCAUUGUAUUUGAACAGUAGUUUGUAUGAUCACUUUAAAUUAUAUCUGAAUGGUAGGAACUGUUAUUUUUAAUAGUUGCUCAUAUUUCUAAAACUGCUUCAGCUGUUAAGAGUAAACCGUCCCUUGGCAAAUCAGUAGUGAUUAUUAUAACAACAAAAGUUAAGGUGUCUUGUUUUAGAGUCAGUCAAAGAUUUGUCUCAUGGGAUGAUUUUCGUGCUUGUGAUGACUAGGAGUCAAAGAGUUUUGGAAAUAACAAUGCUAGCUAAAAUUAACAUAAAGGUGGCAUUAAAAAAAAUGAAUAUAGACCUAACUGAAAGCUCAUGUCUCAGGUAUUUUAAUAAGUCAAGGCUGUGACAGUGAUUCUUUUGUAGAAGUGUUAGCUGCUUUUGUAAAGCUGCCAUGUAAAUUAUUUAGCAGACUGAAUUUUGAUAAUUUGUAAUGUGCUGUAUUUUAUAUUGAUUACAUA